Molecule: messenger RNA, 2328 nt
Organism: Astrephomene gubernaculifera
Lineage: Eukaryota; Viridiplantae; Chlorophyta; Chlorophyceae; Chlamydomonadales; Astrephomenaceae
Source: the annotation of a GenBank genome assembly
CCCAUUAUCCUCACCGUAAGCUAUUAUUCCAACGAGCUUUCAAGUGACGCCGACGAAACUAUUCAGCGGCAGCCCUGAGGAAGAGCUUGUCAUCUCGCCCGCCGAGCUUUGCUUAACUGACCGGAUCUAGAUUUCUCUGUAAAACCAGCAAAGAACUUCAUCACUAUGGCUCUGGGUCGUCAGGCAGUGCAGCGCCCGGGUGCGUGCAAGCAUGCUACCAAGGCUAGUCGCCGGGCAGUCACCGUCCGCGCAGCUGUGACUUCGGCACCGGAGCAGUAUGUCCAGAAGCUGACUGGGCCGAUCAUCAUGAACGGCCAGGUGCUGCACAGCCUCACCAACGAGCGCCUGGAUGUGGUGCGCAGCCUUGAGAAGGGCUACCUUCAGAAGGAGGUGGUCCCGCUGCUGAAGCCCGUGGACAAGUGCUGGCAGCCCUCCGACUUCCUGCCCCGCUCCCAGGACCCUGACUUCCUGGACAAGGUGCAGGCCCUGCGCGAGCGCACCAAGAACCUCCCCGACGACUACCUGGUCGUCUUCAUCGGCGACAUGAUCACGGAGGAGGCGCUGCCCACCUACAUGACCAUGAUCAACACGCUGGACGGCGUGCGCGACGAGACCGGCGCCAGCCAGACGCCCUGGGCGCAGUGGACGCGCGCCUGGACGGCGGAGGAGAACCGCCACGGCGACCUGAUGAACAAGUACAUGUACCUGACGGGGCGCGUGAACAUGAAGGCGGUGGAGGUGACGGUGCAGAACCUGAUUGGCAGCGGCAUGGACCCCAAGACCGAGAACAACCCCUACCUGGGCUUCUGCUACACGUCCUUCCAGGAGCGCGCUACCAAGGUGUCGCACGGCAACACCGCCCGCCACGCCCUGGAGUACGGCGAUGAGGUGCUGGCCAAGAUCUGCGGCACCAUCGCCUCCGACGAGGGCCGCCACGAGAUCGCCUACCAGCGCAUCCUGGACGGUUUCUUCGAGCACGACCCCAACGGCGCCAUGCUCGCGUUCGGCGACAUGAUGCGCAAGCAGAUCACCAUGCCGGCCCACAUGAUGAACGACGGCGAGCACGAGAAGAAGACCGGCCGCAACCUCUUCGCGGACUUCUCCACCGUGGCCGAGCGCACCGGCACCUACACCGCCAUGGACUACGCGGACAUUGUGGAGUACCUGGUGGGCCGCUGGAAGGUGCCCGAGCGCACGGGGCUCAACGGCGAGGCGGCCGCGGCGCAGGAGUACGUCAUCAAGCUGCCCGACCGCAUCCGCCGCCUGGCAGAGAAGACGGCGGCGCGCCGCGCCAAGUCCAAGGCCCAGGACUCGCCCUUCAGCUGGGUGUUCAACCGCGACGUGAAGCUGGUGUAAGGUGGUUGGGAUGGUGGUGAGCGGUAAGGCGGCUGGAGGUGUGCUGCUUUGGCAGCAGCAGCAGGAGCAGUUGGUGCGGUUUGGCAGAAGAAGUGCGGGAGGAGGAAGAUGGGAAGGGCUUGCUGUGAGACAGUCGUGCCUGUGGGCGUGGGGCUUUGCAGCAUUCUCUCGCUUCCGGGUUUAUAUUGCACUUGAACUCUCAUGGCUAUGUAGCUGCAGCGGACUUCGGGCGCUGCAAGUGAGCACAGAAUCGCGGUCCUUCACCUCUAAUUGGCACCGAAACAGCAGCCUAGGGACAGCGCUUGUCCGGUGUCCGGUGCGCCGCCGCGAUUGUGUAUUUUAUUAGGGGCUGCAGUUGUUGUAGUCCGGGGCGCGUUAUUGUGACGUAAAAAGGUUGCAUUUAGGCGUCCCUGAGCGUUAUGUUGUCCAUUGGAGCUGGGGUUUCGCUCAGAUUUUUGUAGUGUAGAGAUGGUACCGAGGCAUAGGCUUUGGUUUUUGGGCAGAUGUGGCGUCGUAAGGUAGUGAUUUUUGGCUUUGUCGUGGGUUAUAAAUCACGGCACGGUAUCGACUACGAAGAAUGCCAUCGUCUUGCUGUGUUUUGAGAGCGUUAUUGCGUCGGCUGGUUCGGGGGUCGGGCCCCGGGCAUACUGCGCAAGACAGAGGAGGUCGGACUGGUAGUGGUAUAGGUGCUGAAGAUGCGCUGCAUUUAAUUAUGCACAUUGCCCAGGUUCAUGAUGGAGUGAUAAUUCUGGACAGUACACACUUGAACGUUUCAGCUCUUUGAGGGAGCCCCUUUUGUACCCCUGUUGACAUAGACUCAGCGUUGAUCCUAUCCAAGUUGGAACAGCGCAGACCUACCUUCAACAAUAAGCCCAUUGUAACAAAGUAUGAAAUACUAUCCUUGAUUGUCCACUAUGUCCCUUCCUCUUCACUAUGUGAUAUACCGUACAACCUCGUUUCAUGACAUGUACU